AUGUCUAGUAGCACUCCACACCGACACGCCUCGGAUAGGGAAUUGGGAGCACCAUUCAUUGGCUAUGCUGUUGGGGCCGUGCUAUUCGGUAUCACUGUCCUCCAGGUUUAUCAGUACUUUACCAACUACGCCAAAGACUCGAGGCUAAGAAAGUGCUUUAUAACCCUUGUUUGUAUUCUUGACCUUUCGAGUAUGAUCAUAGGGACGAAGAUGCUCUAUACCAUCAUGAUUACCUAUGGGUCCGAAUCCAGCUCUGUUGGAGAGAAUGAUAGGGUCGUAAGGUCAGCAUGGUCAUUCAGCUUCUACAUGUAUCAAAUAUGGAGUGUCCCAGAAUCUCUAUUUGAGUCGGACAUUCGGGCGCCUGGUGAAGGUCAUAGUAGCAUGCACGAUUGCUUGCGGGAUAGGUAUGUCGUCGACUCGUCUACGGAGUACAACCGCCGUGUAGAAUUGAGCUUCGACAUCUUCGGUCUUAUAGGUGCCGGAACAGUGUUUCUCACCAAUGUCGAACAAGUCCAUUCUGUGCAUACCUUCACUCCUGCUCAAAUGAAUGUCUUUUAUUUCACCCUUUCAACGACGGCCUUCAUUGAUACUACGCUUGGGACGACUAUGGCCUCCGUCCUGUAUCACGGCCGUCCAGAAAAUAGAAGAUUGUUAGACAUCGUCAAAUUCCUCGUCGUCUUCUUUGUGGGCACUGGGCUUCUGACUGGUAUUGCGCAUGUAAUCAUCCUCGCGUUGUACACCAUUCUACCUGAAGCCCUGCUCUACAUGAGUGUGCAACUAUCUGUGACGAGGCUAUACGCCAACUCAAUCUUGGCACUAUUUAAUGCGAAGAAAGGAUUAAAUGAAAAGCUGGAAGAUCCCACAGACCUCGAUCUACCCGCUAGUGCGCUGUUAUUUGGAGAAAAUGGCGGAGGCCCUCCUAGUAGCUCUACUGAAUGA
Messenger RNA from Cyclocybe aegerita, 939 nucleotides. NCBI's taxonomy places the organism in Eukaryota, Fungi, Basidiomycota, Agaricomycetes, Agaricales, Hemipholiotaceae. The record is from the annotation of a GenBank genome assembly.